Messenger RNA from Fusarium coffeatum, 4305 nucleotides. RefSeq lists its product as uncharacterized. The record is from RefSeq and is a predicted model, not a curated record. Gene Ontology annotation, cellular component: nucleus. Lineage: Eukaryota; Fungi; Ascomycota; Sordariomycetes; Hypocreales; Nectriaceae. The transcript is spliced from 2 exons. Gene Ontology annotation, molecular function: ubiquitin protein ligase activity; ATP-dependent chromatin remodeler activity; ATP binding. Gene Ontology annotation, biological process: DNA damage response; protein polyubiquitination. The coding region runs from base 1 to 4305 and encodes 1434 amino acids.
AUGCCGCCAAGAACCAAGCGACCUCCCAACUACUUAGCAGUUGGGAGCAGUGAUCUAGUCCCGGCUAAGUUCGUGGAAAGCCUCAUAAAUCUUGCCACUUCUGCAAAUGAAUCUUUACAGCAGGCUCCUGAGCCUCCUGCCAAGCGUCGCAGGCUGGACACUUCUCUAUUAGUCGGAAAAGCUGUUUUCAGUGUAACUCGCCAGUGCACGGAGUCUUCACAGAAAACAGUUUCUUGCAAGGACAUCCAGCGUUAUAUGGAUGUUCGUGUGCGGCCCCUUGCGCUCAAUGUUUCAUCAACUGAAGAUUGCCCUGUUGACCCGAUCAACGCCACCAUCAAUCUCCGGAGACUGGAAGAAGACAACCAGUUGAAGAUCCUAACUGACUCCUACCGAGUCCAUAAGCGAGCACACCAGCCUAAUGCAAUAUGGCAAACGACAGACAUGAAACUUGAGUGGCGAGGAAAGCAGGUUAAACUGACGUUUUCGUACAACUUUCACUGGGCCGAAUCUUCAUCACCCUACUCAGACUUGAGAUCAUUAGAAGAGCGCAAGCAGAGUCAGAGGUUCAUCAACUUUAUAUUACGUGGUUCUGCCUUGACGGAUCCAGACAGAUCGCGCUGGUCCCCUAUGGUCUUUUACGACGCUGCUUUCGUACCCCCGAAAGAUGAUACAGUAGCAGAAACCAUCCAAAUCGAUGCCCUGGACUCGAAAUUGUUUCCAUAUCAAAAGAGGUCAUUGCAGUGGUUGCUACAGCGCGAAGGCGUACAGUGGUCCGAAGCAGACAGAGGCGUCGUACCAUAUGCCCCCAGCGAUCUGGAGAGGGCAUACGAUUUCCAAAAGCUCAGUGACCUGAAUGGGAACGAAUACUAUCUGAGUGAAGCAUUCCAUACUGUGACUACGGAUCUGACACUAUUUCGACAAGCGGAAAACUCAAUCAGAGGCGGUAUUCUAGCAGAAGAGAUGGGUUUAGGCAAGACCCUGGAAAUUCUUGGCUUAGUCGUGCUUCAUGAAAGAUCGCGACCUCUGAUCCAGAGCACUUAUGAGGCCGAAGCCAAACUCACGCCGACCGGCGCUACAUUGAUUGUGACCCCUGAAUCGUUGAAGGAUCAGUGGGCAUCUGAGAUUGCUCGCCAUGCCCCUGGCCUGAGUGUCAAAGUUUAUGAAGGCCGAAAAAAGAUUGUCGACGAGAAUGAGGAACGUAUCAUCAAUGAGCUCGCUGGCCAUGAUAUAAUCAUUACAACUUACUCGGUAUUGUCCUCCGAGAUCCACUAUGCAACUGCGCCCCCUGAGCGUUCGAGACGACACGCACGAGUGUACCACCGACCAACAUCUCCCCUGACCCAGAUUGCGUGGUGGCGAGUCUGUCUGGACGAAGCACAGAUGAUUGAGAACGGUUACAGCCAAGCGGCUAAAGUCGCUCGUGUCAUUCCUCGGGUCAACGCUUGGGGGAUCACCGGUACCCCCGUAAAGGAUCACAUCGACGAUCUCCAGGGCCUGCUACUUUUCUUGCAAUAUGAGCCACAUUGCUCUUCCACCAAUAUCUGGCGAGACCUCCCUAAGUCUUCCUUCCAGAGUCUAUUCAGAAGCAUCACUCUCCGGCACACAAAGUCAAUGGUCAGAGAUGAGUUACUUAUACCCGCGCAGAAGCGUUACGUGAUCAGCAUGCCCUUUACAGCUGUCGAAGAACAACACUACCAAUCUCUCUACCGACAGAUGGCGGAAGCCUGCGAAUUAAGCCUUGACGGAUCACCGCUUGUAGAUGAUUGGGAACCGGAUGAUUAUAAAGAAGAAAUGAAAAGUUGGUUGGUGCGACUAAGACAGACGGCACUUCACCCUGAGAUUGGGAGCUCUAAUCGCCGAGCACUUGGUUCCAGCAAGAAUCGUCCUAUGAGGACUGUCGAUGAAGUUCUGGAUGCAAUGAUUGAACAGAGCCACACCGCAAUUCGAACGGACGAAAGAGCUUACUUGUCAAGUCGACUUACACGAGGCCAAUUGUACGAAAACAGCCCACGAGUGAAAGAGGCCUUGGAAAUUUGGACAUCAGUUCGAGAGCAGACCCGAAAGCUCGUUUCCGAUGCCCGAGCUGAAAUUGAAAAUCUACUCAAAGCCCAACCAGGCGGAAAGACCAAGAGCGCCAAUAGCGAUGAGCUUGAUAUUGAUUCUGACGAUGAGACUGAACUCGAGGGCAAAGGUCAGUUGACUGAAAGUCGACGACAACUUCGAUCAGCAUUGGAAAUUGAUCAUAAAGCCGUCUUUUUCUGCGCGAAUGCUCAUUUCCAAAUCCGAGAGAACCCAGAAAUGACUGAGCCAGAUUCCGAAGGUUUUCAUCGGAUAAAGAAGCUCGAGGAGGAUGGAUAUGAAGAAGCGAAAGUCAUCCGAAGAGAGAUUCUACGCGAUCCUCACCGCAAAGCAACCCGGCCUAUGGCGAAGCUAGCACAAAAAGCAUCUGAUCAAUCUUUUGUCGAAAUUCCGGAACUCACGCUGAGCGAAGUACGAGGCAUCGAAAGUGGUCCCAUUCUGGACGAUUUGGAGGCAUUGUAUGGUGAACUCAACGAUCAAGCCAAUUUGAUCGACGAGUGGAGGGAACAUAUUGUUGGGCUCCUCUUAAAACCCCUGGUUGAUGAAGAAGGCGACGAUGAGACAACUGGAGAAGAAUAUGGCGAAUCAGCCAGGAUCCAGGACGAACUUAUGGUCUAUGUUCAAGCUCUCAGAGCGGCCGUCACCGAUCGCCAGGACGCCCUCACUGGACAAAACAACGAGCUGAUCUCACAUGAGACCAAGACCUCGUUGAGAUUAGCAGCAAAUGGCGAGGGGCCUGCUCCAGAGAAGCUGAUCGAGCUUAUGACAUUGCGAAACCAGACAAAACCAAGAACGACAUCAAUGAGAAAGGUCAUAAGCGAAUUCAGGACUUUGACCUCAAAACUCUCCAAAGAUACAAAACGAGACAGCAUGGAGCGCAGGAUCGUAGAUCAACAGCUCAAAGCGACUCAGGCAAAUCUAAACGCACAGAGCAAGCUAGCUCUCGAAGCCGAGAUCGACAAUUUCACGACUAUUAUGAACCAACGGUUGGAGUAUUACCGCCAACUGCAAGUAGUUUCUGACAGUGUUCUCCCUUACGAGGGCUCUACAACCCCCAAAGUUGAAAAGCAGAUGCAGACAAGUGAGGAUACACUUCGCCAGAAGCUUUCUGCAGCGGAAGCCAAGCACAGAUAUCUCCUUCAUCUCAAGGAAACAGGCAACAAAUCCAGCGAGCCACGGAUGUGUGUUAUCUGUCAGACUCCGUUUACGGUUGGUGUCCUGACCGUAUGUGGCCAUCAAUUCUGCAAAGAAUGCAUGAUGUUAUGGUUCAAAGCGCAUCAUAACUGUCCCGUAUGCAAGAAAGAGCUGAAGACUUCUAACCUACACGAUAUCACCUUCAGCCCACAGCAGCUCCAAGUCCACAGUGACAAUCCGGAUCAGGCACAUGAUGACACCGAAAAGAGCCCGCAACAAAACUUGACCGGAGUGCUGAAGAAGACGGGAAUUUACUCUGAAUUUAAUUCAGACAAGCUAGCUGAGAUCCAGAACAUUGAGUUGGAUGGGCCGUCUUUCACUACCAAAGUCGAUACACUUGUUAAACAUCUAAUGUGGCUACGAGAAUCAGAUCCUGGAGCGAAAUCAAUUGUCUUUUCCCAGUACAAGGGAUUUCUAGAGAUUCUGAAGAAUGCUUUCUCGCGAUUUGGUAUUGGGCAUACGUCCAUUGACGACUCGGGAGGCAUCAAACGUUUCAAAGAGGAUGCCUCAGUCGAGUGCUUCCUCCUCCAUGCCAGAGCCCACUCCAGUGGCCUCAACCUCGUCAACGCAAGUCACGUCUUUCUUUGCGAGCCUCUCCUCAAUACGGCGCUUGAGCUUCAGGCCAUUGCACGUGUGAACCGAAUUGGUCAAAUGCACGAGACAACAGUGUGGCUUUACCUGGUAUCUGGCACAGUUGAGGAGUCAAUUUACAACCUCUCAGUACAGAGGCGAAUGGAACACAUGGGUCGUGGCAAUAAAGGCAAAUCGAAGGAGUCGACCCCGGAACUGCUCGAUGCCAAUAUCGAAGCGGCCAACACACUCGAGCUUGAGCAAGCGUCUCUUUCCCGCUUGAUGAGCAAGGACAAAUCGGCAGGCGAGAAUGUAGGAGAGAACGAUUUAUGGGAAUGCCUCUUCGGACAUGUUGCUCAUGGAGACAAAGAACCUGAGAAAGAUACCCGACUUCAGGAGAAUGCAGUCAUGAGUUAUCUGGCGGCGGAGGCAGCUGAUGAGAGGAACGGCUCUGCGAGCUAG